AUGCUACAGCGUGUGUGGCGACGACUGCUGCUCGUCCAGCGCAAAUUCUAUUUCUCCACAUCAAGUACUAAUGGUACUAGAAUCGAAGACAAUGUGACGUCCGCGUCUUCGUUCACGUACAAACCCGUCCGUAAACUCAUUGUAGGGCUGGGCAAUACUGGUGAUAAGUUUACAAACACAAGACACAAUAUUGGAUUUAUUGUAGCACAAUAUUUUCUAAAGAUGUACGCAUCACAAGUGACGGGAAGACAAUUACAACUGCAACAUGAAGCAAACAAUCAUGGCAAUGUGGCACGAUUUCAAGUGACAUAUCAGCAGCAGCAACAGAAUGUAGCUGACAAGAAGUACGUGUAUCCAGUUGACGACUUGGUGAAUCGCUCGUCAAAACGUGCAAAGGAGCGGACGUUAAAGGAAGGUGUUCCUCAUGAUCAAGUAAAUGUUGCGUUGCUGCUACCGACCACUUAUAUGAACUGCUCGGGAACUGCUGUCCGUGCUUUUAUGCAAUCGCACCAGUGGCGACUGAAGAAGAAUCCGCUAGCUUUGAAUCGACAGGAUGAGCUGCUCGUGAUCACAGACGACGUUGCGUUGCCAUUUGGUGAAUGCCGCUUCAAGGCAAAAGGAGGGCCCGGUGGCCAGAAUGGUAUACGAGAUAUUAUUAAAUGUGUCGGCACUGAACGCUUCGCUCGUCUACGUAUCGGCGUGGGCGCUCCACACUGGUUUGUAGGAGGUAACACCGGGGCUCCAUCGGGUACUGCAUUGAACAAGUUUGUGCUUGGACGCUUUAACGGAGACGAACAAGCGGUGAUGCCUGACUUACUCCGCUAUACGAAUGAAUUGCUACGAUUGUAUUUGCACCGGGGUGUUGCUCUGGCCACCACGUACGGUAAUAGCAUGGACUUGCAACGAUACUUGAAGCAAUACGACGCGUCACACACGACACGUCAGUAA
Peronospora farinosa is the source of this 948-nucleotide messenger RNA. NCBI's taxonomy places the organism in Eukaryota, Oomycota, Peronosporomycetes, Peronosporales, Peronosporaceae. The record is from the annotation of a GenBank genome assembly.